Fraxinus pennsylvanica is the source of this 483-nucleotide messenger RNA. NCBI's taxonomy places the organism in Eukaryota, Viridiplantae, Streptophyta, Magnoliopsida, Lamiales, Oleaceae. The record is from the annotation of a GenBank genome assembly.
AUGUUUGUUAUUCCUUUGAGUGUUGCAUCCAUAUGGCUAACUGUCACCAACCAGCAAGAUAACAGCAUCUAUGGAAAAGUGGAGUACAGUAAUUUCAUUGGACUCAAGUACAUGGUUUGCAUCAGUGCUAUAUCUGCAGGAUAUGCCCUUUUUGGUGUUGUUUCCUCAUGGGUCAGAUGCCUAAUGACUAAAACAUGGCUUUUCUUUGCUUCAGAUCAGGUGCUAGCAUAUUUAAUGGUGACAUCAAUGGCUGCAUUGGUGGAGUUUCUUUACUUGGCAUAUAAUGGGGAUCCAGAAGUGACAUGGAGUGAAGCCUGUGGUUCUUUUGGAAAGUUCUGCAAUAGAUUAAAAAUUGCUUUGGCUCUGUAUGUUAUAGCAGUUUGUUGUUUCCUUGCAUUGGCUGUAAUCUCAGCUUAUAGGCUCUUUAGGAGAUUUGAGCCUCCUUUUGUUCCUUCUAAAGAAGUUGGGCAAGAAAUGACUUGA